Molecule: messenger RNA, 981 nt
Organism: Aureococcus anophagefferens
Lineage: Eukaryota; Pelagophyceae; Pelagomonadales; Pelagomonadaceae
Exons: 2
Source: RefSeq, a predicted model, not a curated record
UGGAUUCCAUCCUGCUCCUCGACGGCUUCGAGCACGCGUUCGCGGCGAACGCGGCGUCGGCCGGCGACGGCCUCGUCGAGCUCGCGGCGCCGCUGUCCAAGGCGCUGGACGCGCUCGGCGCCUACCCGGGCGUCGUGCUCCUCGUCGCCCACGUCGAGGACCUGUCGACGCUGCGCUUCGCGCCGUCCUUCGCGCGGCGCCUCGCGCUCGCGCUGCCGUUGGCGACGCCGGGCGCGAAGCUCCGCGCCAAGCUCUGGCGCGCGGUGCUCCCGCCGGCGUGCCCGCUCGCCGGCGACGUCGACUUCGCGCGCCUCGGGGCGAAGCACGAGCUCCUGCCCGCGUCCAUACGCCGCGCGGCGCUCCUCGCGGCCGCGGCCGCCGCGAAGCGCGGCGCGGCCGAGAUCGGCCACGCGGACCUCCACGGCGCCGCGGAGCGCGAGGUGACGCGGCUCCGCGGCGACGGCGCCAACUUCGACCGCCUCUUCGCCGGUGCGACGCAAAAGCUCUCAAGAGACAUGAGGCGCAUGCUGCCCUGGAUGGUCGGGCUCGUUGGCGCCGCGGAGACGGUAUCACCGCCUUCUGCGACGCCGGCGCCGGCCGCCGCCGACGCGACGGACGGCGGCUGCAAGCACGUCCACCCGGAGAUGAUCCCGGGCAUGGGGGCCUUCACCUGCGACGACGCGGCGGCCCUGGGCUACUCGUGCGCGGACUUGGGCCAGAUCGGCAAGGACUGCGACGGCUGCGCGUGCCCCCUCGACGUCCCGACCUCGAGCCCGACGGCGGGGCCGAUCCCGAGCCCGACCUCGCCCCCCGCGCCGAGCCCGACGCCGGCGCCGACCGCCGCCGACGCGACGGACGGCGGCUGCAAGCACGUCCACCCGGAGAUGAUCCCGGGCAUGGGGGCCUUCACCUGCGACGACGCGGCGGCCUUAGGCUACUCGUGCGCGGACCUGGGCCAGAUCGGCAAGGACUGCGACGGCU